Molecule: messenger RNA, 318 nt
Organism: Batrachochytrium dendrobatidis JAM81
Lineage: Eukaryota; Fungi; Chytridiomycota; Chytridiomycetes; Rhizophydiales
Exons: 1
Coding region: 1-318 (105 amino acids)
Source: RefSeq, a predicted model, not a curated record
AUGCCUCGUCAAUUACAACGUCCCUUUUCUUGUCAUCCAUUGCUACAAACAUUCCGUCUGCCGAUUGAUUAUUCCUUGAUCGGUCUUGGUUGUUUGAUCGUGGCCCUUUGGAGAAGAAUUUCGGUGACGAUUGUCGGUAAUUGCCGUUCCUUGGAGCUGGUCGACAGUCCUUUGCAUAGUGGCCUAUAUUACCACAAUUAUGGCAUGCGGGCAUUCUGUCUUGAUCGUCGUUUCUUUGUUCAUAGGGUCGACGUCCCUGCUCUCUACGAUAAUAAGUAUCCAUCUCAUGGUUUGCUGCAAAAUAGUCAUCCCGACUAG